GAGACGCAUGCGCACUCGGCCGCGGCGGGAAGGCGGGAAGGCCUAAGGUGGAGCCCUCGAGAGAGGUACGCGCUCGGCUCUCAGGCCUCCCGCUGACCCGGCUGCUCCGUCCCCGGGGCUCAGGGCGAGACUUCCACCCCACAGGGCGUCCCGCUUACCGAGGAGCCUCCUCUGGCAGGAACCCGGCCGAGCGGAAGGACGGACGGGCCGCCCGACAGACGGACAAACCGACCAACUGACUGAGGGAGGUCAGAGGCGUGACAGACUGUCAUGUCUGAACAGGACCUCAAAAAUAAGGAACAGGAUCAGUGUCAGGAUCAAGCAGGGCCUUCUAUCUUCUGUGAUUUGGAAAAAAGCAGCACACCCUGUGAAGUACAGGGAAGGCAUAGAUUUUCUAGCCCUUCACUGUCAGUCUCCAAUGCAGACAGCCACACUGAAACCUUGGAUGGGAAGACAUCAAGUUUCUUUGCAGCUCUGGAUGCCAGCAUCGAAACUUUACAAAAAAGGGCCCAGCAGCUGAUUGACAGCAUCAAUGAAAGCAGGCAGAAGGACCACACACUCAUGAGCAACUUCAGAGACAGCCUCAAGAUGAAGGUGUCAGAUUUGGUUGAGAAGUUGGAAGAAAGGAUGUAUCAGAUUUACGAUCAUCAUAACAAGCUCAUUCAAGAUAAGCUGCAAGAGUUCUCAGAGAAGAUAGAGAAGAUCAAUAAUUUAGAAACUGAGCUCAAACAAGUCUGCCACACUGUGGAAACUGUGUACAAAGACCUAUGUGUGCAGCCUGAAAUAUGACAAUGUCCCAAGAAAAGAAGACCAUCUGAAAAAGGAAUUGUAAGUCAGUAAGCAUGAGAACAAAGCUAAGAUGAAAUUAAACAUUGCACAUAUUACAACAAUAAAUACACUCUUCAGA
This is a messenger RNA of Sarcophilus harrisii (Tasmanian devil), 907 nucleotides long. It is a transcript of the gene SYCE2, whose product is annotated as synaptonemal complex central element protein 2. The record is from RefSeq and is a predicted model, not a curated record. Bases 271 to 789 code for a protein of 172 amino acids. Gene Ontology annotation, biological process: synaptonemal complex assembly. Gene Ontology annotation, cellular component: central element. NCBI's taxonomy places the organism in Eukaryota, Metazoa, Chordata, Mammalia, Dasyuromorphia, Dasyuridae. The transcript is spliced from 4 exons.